Molecule: messenger RNA, 339 nt
Organism: Penicillium diatomitis
Lineage: Eukaryota; Fungi; Ascomycota; Eurotiomycetes; Eurotiales; Aspergillaceae
Exons: 1
Coding region: 1-339 (112 amino acids)
Source: RefSeq, a predicted model, not a curated record
AUGGUCCGUCCCGGUCCGCCGAGAGUGAGAGAGCGCGAACGAGGACAGGCUUCGGUGAAUCAGAAGAGACGUGACGAUGACGCCAGCAUCAACUUCCGACGCUUCAAGAGCGGCUUGCGUCGGCCGACUUUCGCACCCUUGGACGGAGGCGAAGAACCCCCUAAGCAGGGUCGCAACGGAUGCGCUGGCACGGGACAUGGUUUAUCAAAAAAAAAAAGGUUGCAGGGCGCAGACCUACCUGGCGCGAUCGGCUUCUACAGCACGAUAGAGGAUCAGCGAAUGCUGAUCGGAGCGGAGGAGCAAAGCAGUGAUGCGACUGUGGUAGGGAAGCAAUGUUAG